Colletotrichum higginsianum IMI 349063 is the source of this 1785-nucleotide messenger RNA. Its product is annotated as Phosphoribosylaminoimidazolecarboxamide formyltransferase imp cyclohydrolase. The coding region runs from base 1 to 1785 and encodes 594 amino acids. The record is from RefSeq and is a predicted model, not a curated record. Gene Ontology annotation, molecular function: phosphoribosylaminoimidazolecarboxamide formyltransferase activity; IMP cyclohydrolase activity. NCBI's taxonomy places the organism in Eukaryota, Fungi, Ascomycota, Sordariomycetes, Glomerellales, Glomerellaceae. Gene Ontology annotation, biological process: 'de novo' IMP biosynthetic process. The transcript has 3 exons. Gene Ontology annotation, cellular component: cytosol.
AUGUCGGGCCAGAAGAUUGCCAUCGUCUCCGUCUACGAUAAGACAGGUCUGCUGGAUUUGGCCAAGGGCCUCAACCAGCAGAAUGUCCGCAUCCUCGCCUCUGGCGGCACCGCCAAGAUGAUCCGGGAGUCUGGCUUCCCUGUCGAGGAUGUCUCUGCCAUCACCAAGGCCCCCGAGAUGUUGGCCGGCCGUGUCAAGACUCUUCAUCCCGCCGUUCACGCCGGAAUACUAGCAAGAAACCUCGAGUCCGACGAGAAGGACCUGGCCGACCAGAACAUCAACAAGGUCGACUAUGUCAUCUGCAACCUCUACCCCUUCAAGGAUACCGUUGCCAAGGUCAACGUCACGGUCCCCGAGGCUGUCGAGGAGAUCGACAUUGGUGGCGUCACCCUCAUCAGAGCGGCCGCCAAGAACCACAGCCGAGUCACCAUCCUCAGCGAUCCCAACGACUACGCCGAGUUCCUCAAGGAGCUCCAGGCCGGUGAGAUCACCGAGGCUAGCCGCAACCGCUACGCCCUCAAGGCGUUCGAGCACACCGCCGACUACGAUGCCGCUAUUUCAGACUUCUUCCGUAAGCAGUAUGCCGCCGACGGCAAGCAGUAUUCGGCCCUGAGAUACGGCGCCAACCCCCACCAGAAGCCUGCGGCUGCCUUUGUCAGCUCCGGUGAUCUGCCCUACAAGGUCCUUGGUGGCUCCCCCGGUUACAUCAACCUGCUGGACGCCCUCAACAGCUGGCCCCUCGUCAAGGAGCUCAAGCAGGCUCUGGGUAGGCCCGCUGCUGCAAGCUUCAAGCAUGUCUCCCCUGCUGGUGCUGCCAUUGGCACCCCCCUGACUGAGGAGGAGCGUAAGGUCUACUUCGUCAACGACAUUGAGGGCAUUGAGUCCUCCCCUCUCGCCCAGGCGUACGCUCGUGCUCGCGGCGCCGACCGCAUGAGCAGCUUCGGUGACGUGAUUGCCCUAAGUGACAUUGUUGAUGUCCCCACCGCCAGCAUCAUCUCCAAGGAGGUCUCUGACGGUGUGAUCGCCCCCGGUUUCGAGCCCGCUGCCCUCGAGAUCCUCAAGAAGAAGAAGGGUGGCAAGUACCUCGUCCUGCAGAUCGAUCCCGACUACGUCCCCUCCAAGACCGAGACCAGAACCGUCUACGGUGUCACCCUGCAGCAGCACCGCAACGACAUCGAGAUCUCUCCCAGAUCGUUCAACAGAAUCAUCACUCCCAAGGAGUCUGCACCUCUGUCCGAGUCCGCUCUCCGAGACUUGACCGUCGCCACCAUCGCCCUGAAGUACACUCAGAGUAACUCUGUCUGCUACGCCUACAACGGACAGGUUAUUGGUCUUGGCGCGGGUCAGCAGUCUAGAAUUCACUGCACGCGUCUCGCUGGUGACAAGGCGGACAACUGGUGGCUCCGCUUCCACCCGCGCGUCCUGGGCAUCAAGUGGAAGAAGGGCACCAAACGCCCGGACAAGAGCAACGCGAUCGACCUGCUGGUCAGUGGCGAGCUCCCCAAGUCCGGUGCGGAGCGUGACAUGUUCGAGGCCGUCUUUGAGGAGAUUCCCCCCGCCUUCACCGACGCCGAGAGGGAGGAGUGGCUUGCCAAGCUGACCAAUGUCGCCGUGUCGAGUGACGCCUUUUUCCCCUUCGUGGACAAUGUCUUCCGCGCAUCUCGAUCUGGUGUCAAGUACAUCGCCGCCCCUGGCGGCAGCCAGAACGAUAGUGCCGUCUUCGAGACUGCAGAGAAGCUCGGCAUUACGUUUGUUGAGCAGAACAUCCGCCUCUUCCAUCAUUAA